AACCUAACUUCAUUUCAGUUUUGUUAUCACAGAAGAGAAAGGGAAAGUGAAUUAAAUUUUGUCUCUUUUUAAGAAAUACAGGUUUUCGCAGAUCUUCUUCUUCACCAAGAUGGAUGUCCAACUGAUACAUAUGGGGAUUUUAUUAACAAUGCUUGUAAACUUAUUUAUGUUACCUUAUUUGGGCCUUUCAGCAAGUAAUAAUGAAGAAAGUGUUAUUAGAAUUGGACUUGUGAAGAGAAAGCUGGACUUAUUUGACAUAAAUAGAGAGAAAACUCUCAUGGCUUCUUCUUUGAGAAAUCAUUAUAAUGAGUAUAUGAAUAUGAAUUCUCAGCAUUUUGAAGGAAUGAUGAGCAUUGGCACUCCAUUCCGUGACUUAAAUGUCAUUUUUAACACUGGAAGUUCUCAUCUAUUUCUUUCUCGUCAUUCCAAUUCCAAGUAUAAGGCGGGAUAUUCAAAUACUUAUAGCAAGAAAGGUUUUUUCAGCAAGGACCAUGUUAGAUUUGGGGACAUGGUUGUUAAGAACCAGGACUUCACUUUUCUGGCUUCAAGAUUUGAUGGCAUUGUAGGACUUGGUUUUCAAGAUAUCUCAAUACAGAAUUCUACAGUUCCUAUCUGGAAAAACAUGGUCGAUCAAGGUCUCAUCAGUAAGCCCGUUUAUUCGUUUUGGUUGAACCAAAAUGCUGGAGAAAUCGUUUUUGGUGGCAUGGAUAGCAGUCAUUACAUGGGUACUCAUACUUAUGUUCCAGUCACAAAUCAAGAGCAUAAUUGGCAGUUUGCAAUGAACGAUGUUCUACUAAAUGGGAAAUCAACAGGUUUUUGUUCCAAUGGUUGCUCAGCCACUCUAGAUUCUUCUACCUCCUUAUUGGCAGGACCACGAGACGCGAUCGCACAAAUCAAUCGCGAGAUUGGAGGAGUACAGUUCAUCAAUCUAGUUUGCAAGUCUGUUGUCACACAAUAUGGAUUGACCAUUUUAGAUAUGCUGCAACAACAGGCUGACCCACAAAUUGUCUGCCCACAAAUUGGUUUAUGCACAUCAAUUUCUACAAAUGGUGAUGAAAGCAUCGGUAUUAAGAGCGUAGUCGAUGAUGCUACAUCAGGUCCAAACGUAAUGUGCACGGCUUGCCAAAUGAUCGUGGUUUUCGUUCAGAACCACAUUAGACAAAAUCAGACUGAGGAUCAAAUACUAACCUUCAUUGAUCAGUUAUGUGAAAGGCUGCCUAAUUCUAUGGAAGAAGAAUAUGAACUUGACUGCAAUUCUCUAUCGACAAUGCCCAAUGUCUCCUUCACAAUUGGCGAUAGAGAAUUUGAUCUCUCCCCUCACCAGGUUAAUAAUAAUAUUUGUUAUUUAAGUUUUACGGUUUAGAG
This is a messenger RNA of Impatiens glandulifera, 1365 nucleotides long. RefSeq names its product phytepsin-like. NCBI's taxonomy places the organism in Eukaryota, Viridiplantae, Streptophyta, Magnoliopsida, Ericales, Balsaminaceae. The transcript has 12 exons. Gene Ontology annotation, biological process: proteolysis; lipid metabolic process. Gene Ontology annotation, molecular function: aspartic-type endopeptidase activity. The record is from RefSeq and is a predicted model, not a curated record. Bases 110 to 1363 code for a protein of 417 amino acids.